AUGGCGAACGAUAGCCAUGCAGCUGACAACAUUCUGCAAAAUGUGUCUCCUUUAACAGCUUUUUUAAAACUGACUUCAUUGGGUUUCAUUAUAGGAGUCAGUGUUGUGGGUAACCUUCUUAUCUCCAUCUUGUUAGUCAAAGAUAAGACCUUACACAGAGCUCCUUACUAUUUCCUAUUGGAUCUUUGUUGUUCAGAUAUCCUCAGAUCUGCAAUUUGUUUCCCAUUUGUAUUUACCUCUGUAAAAAAUGGUUCUACUUGGACUUAUGGGGCUCUAACUUGCAAAGUGAUUGCCUUUCUUGGGGUGUUGUCCUGCUUUCACACUGCUUUUAUGCUAUUCUGUAUCAGUGUCACAAGAUACCUAGCUAUAGCUCACCAUCGUUUUUAUACAAAAAGAUUAACCUUUUGGACUUGCUUGGCAGUAAUUUGUAUGGUGUGGACCUUAUCAGUCGCAAUGGCUUUCCCGCCAGUUCUAGAUGUUGGCACAUACUCCUUCAUUAGGGAAGAAGACCAAUGCACAUUUCAGCAUCGUUCCUUCAGGGCUAACGAUUCCUUGGGAUUUAUGUUGCUUCUUGCUCUCAUUCUUUUAGCCACACAGCUUGUCUACCUCAAGCUGAUAUUUUUUGUUCAUGAUCGCAGGAAAAUGAAGCCAGUCCAGUUUGUAGCAGCGGUAAGUCAGAACUGGACUUUCCAUGGUCCUGGAGCCAGUGGCCAAGCGGCAGCUAACUGGCUAGCUGGUUUUGGAAGGGGUCCCACACCACCCACCUUAUUGGGAAUACGACAAAAUGCAAACACCACUGGCAGGAGAAGGCUGCUGGUUUUAGAUGAAUUCAAAAUGGAAAAAAGGAUCAGUAGAAUGUUCUAUAUAAUGACUUUCCUUUUCCUAACCUUGUGGGGUCCCUAUUUGGUAGCUUGUUACUGGAGAGUGUUUGCAAGAGGCCCUGUGGUACCGGGAGGAUUUUUAACUGCAGCUGUCUGGAUGAGUUUUGCCCAAGCUGGAAUCAAUCCUUUUGUCUGCAUUUUCUCAAACAGGGAGCUGAGGCGCUGUUUCAGCACUACCCUUCUUUACUGCAGAAAAUCCAGGUUACCAAGGGAACCUUACUGUGUUAUAUGA
This is a messenger RNA of Bombina bombina (fire-bellied toad), 1113 nucleotides long. RefSeq names its product G protein-coupled receptor 85 (gene GPR85). The transcript has a single exon. Gene Ontology annotation, biological process: G protein-coupled receptor signaling pathway. The record is from RefSeq and is a predicted model, not a curated record. Lineage: Eukaryota; Metazoa; Chordata; Amphibia; Anura; Bombinatoridae. Gene Ontology annotation, cellular component: plasma membrane. Bases 1 to 1113 code for a protein of 370 amino acids. Gene Ontology annotation, molecular function: G protein-coupled receptor activity.